GGCGCGGCGGGCCCCGCGCUGGCCUUCAGCGAGGACGUGCUGACCGUGUUCGGCGCCAACCGCAGUCUGUCGGCCGCGCAGCUGGAGCGCCUGCUGAAGCAGCUGGGGCGCGCUCCCGCCCUGGGCGCCUUGCAGCCCGGACAGCUGCACUUCAACCAGUGUUUAUCCGCGGAAGAGAUCUUUGCCCUGCACGGCUUCUCCAACGACACCCAGAUCACCAGCUCCGACUUCCCUGCCGUCUGCCCAGCCGUCGUACAGCAGCUGAACUUCCACCCCUGCCAGGUCCGGGCCCCCCACAAGACGAAACCGAGUCUCUCGGAAGUUUGGGGAUAUGGAUUCCUGUCGGUGACAGUUAUCAAUCUGGCGUCUCUCCUCGGCUUGAUUUUGACCCCGCUGAUAAAGAAGUCUUAUUUCCCGAAGAUUUUGACCUACUUUGUGGGGCUGGCUAUCGGGACGCUGUUUUCAAACGCUAUUUUCCAGCUGAUUCCAGAGGCUUUUGGAUUCAAUCCCAAAAUCGACAACUAUGUAGAGAAGGCAGUGGCUGUGUUCGGUGGAUUUUACAUGCUUUUCUUUGUUGAAAGAAUUCUUAAGAUGCUGCUGAAGACAUAUGGCCAGAAUGAUCAUUCCCACUUCGCGAACAAUGACUUUGGUCCUCCCCAAGAGAAGCCUCAUCAGCCCAAAGCGCUGCCGGCCGCCAACGGGGUGACGUGCUACGCAAACCCGGCUGUCACGGAGCCCAAUGGGCACAUCCACUUCGACAGCGUCAGUGUGGUGUCCUUGCAGGACACAAAGAGGGAGCCCAGCUCAUGGACCUGCCUGAAGGGGCCCAAGCUGUCAGAGAUUGGCACCAUCGCCUGGAUGAUCACACUCAGCGACGCCCUGCACAACUUCAUCGACGGGCUGGCCAUCGGGGCCUCCUGCACCCUGUCCCUCCUCCAGGGACUCAGCACCUCCAUAGCCAUCCUGUGCGAGGAGUUUCCUCACGAGUUAGGCGACUUUGUGAUCCUGCUCAAUGCGGGCAUGAGCACCCGGCAGGCACUGCUCUUCAACUUCCUGUCCGCCUGCUCCUGCUACGUCGGCCUGGCUUUCGGCAUCCUGGUGGGCAACAACUUCGCGCCCAACAUCAUAUUUGCACUCGCUGGAGGCAUGUUCCUUUAUAUUUCUCUGGCAGACAUGUUUCCCGAGAUGAACGACAUGCUGAGGGAAAAGGUGACGGGCCGCCGGACCGACCUCACCUUCUUCCUGAUCCAGAACGCCGGCAUGCUGACGGGCUUCACCACCAUCCUGCUCAUCACCCUGUACGCCGGCGACAUCGAGCUGGAGUGACAGCGGGGCCGGGACACUGCCAGAGGGACUUCUAAGCUGACCCCGCAGUUAAAUAUAACUUUGUUUUCAGCUGUAGGUCAAGGAAAGUGAUGAUUGGCAUCAGAUCUGUGCAGCAGGCCAUUAUUUGUUCUUUGAAAUGCUUCAGGUCUCCCGUUUCAGUCCCCAAAGUCCGUAUAGGAGAUUUUUGGACAAUUCCCAUGCUCCCCACGUCAGAGAAUCACCAGUCUGCCCAGUGCCAGAAGUGCUCACUCUGUAGGGACUCAGACACCAGACCAGAGAGCAAAGUAGGUCCCAGGAGCCUCUGCGGCUCUGGCGGGCCCGAGGCCGGCAGGGCUCGAGCUUUGUUUUCGGUUAUUCGCAAGCACAGCAAAAUGUGGAGGUGCGUGCCCCUCGGCUUGGCACAGCGACUCCCAGACUCGUGAGCCGGGAGCCUCUCGGCCUUUGUUCUGGCUCUGUCCCGCUUUUCUCUUCAGUCGUGGGGACUCGUAGGGUCACUUGAAGGCCAUUCUGGAAAAACAGGAAUCCUGACAUCAGAAGCUGAGCUAGCCCACUGGGUUGACUUUUUCCCAAACUGCCCCAUGUGUCCACCCCCCCGGAGUGGCUCCCCCGGAGGGCCAGAUGGCUUUCCUGUGGCCAACGGGUGUUCCCGUCCCACUGGCAGGGCACAGGGGUGUGCUGGUGAUGCCGCGGCGCUGAGCAGGGGGCAACAGGUUGGUGCACAGGCAGAAGGGCACUAAAACGUGAAGAAAUGUACUUCUGAAGACGACACAAUUACUCAGCAAAGACUACUUUUAAGUCAAUGCAGAGCAGAGGCCAGCUGCCGUGUCCAGGCGAUGAGCAGGUGACCAGGUGCCUUGCGGGGCGUGAGAGCCAUCCGGGAAAGCCUGCGCUGCAAUCUACUUUUUUCUAUAUGGUAGCUAGAUCUGGGCAAUCAGUUUAGUGCACUGUGCUUGCUUUUCUGCCUCUUCUAAAGAUAGAGCCUGUCCACUCAUUUAGGAGCUGGAGAGAGUUGGCCGGAAAUUGAGCUUCGUGACCCCAGUUCACACUCCCAAGACACUCAAGGAAGUAGGACUUGACAGGAAAAUGGCGGAGAAAAGCCGGCACUGUCUCAGGAGUGACAUCUUCCCACAGACUGUGAAGCGCCGGCUGCAGCCGGGCAGGCCUGAGGGUCCCCAGGGAGGGCCAAGCAGCUCACUUGGUGCCGAAGUUAAAGGUCGCCGGAAGCCAAGAAGCACCCACCUGUGGAACCAGGGCUGGUGUCGUUCAGUGUCCUGAGUGCGCCUUUUUGAGGGGCUCCUGUAUCUGGUGUUAUGGGGGGUGGGGGAGGGAGCAACAGGAAAUCGACGAUCUGUUUAUUUCUAAGAUAUCCAGAAAAUAAAAACUACAAAGAGUAAUCAUUGUUCAUUAAAAUAAGUAAACCCAAUGCAUUUUUAUCACUUUCAUCGGAUUGCAUUUGAUCUUAAGAAAUAAUGUUUACUGUUUAAAGCGAAGAUUGUAUGUCUGGGUGACGCUGUUUACAACGUGAAA
Messenger RNA from Condylura cristata (star-nosed mole), 2853 nucleotides. RefSeq names its product solute carrier family 39 (zinc transporter), member 8 (gene SLC39A8). The annotation marks the transcript as partial. The transcript is spliced from 8 exons. Gene Ontology annotation, molecular function: zinc ion transmembrane transporter activity. Gene Ontology annotation, biological process: intracellular zinc ion homeostasis; zinc ion import across plasma membrane. Gene Ontology annotation, cellular component: membrane. NCBI's taxonomy places the organism in Eukaryota, Metazoa, Chordata, Mammalia, Eulipotyphla, Talpidae. The record is from RefSeq and is a predicted model, not a curated record.